Triticum turgidum subsp. durum (durum wheat) is the source of this 441-nucleotide messenger RNA. The record is from the annotation of a GenBank genome assembly. NCBI's taxonomy places the organism in Eukaryota, Viridiplantae, Streptophyta, Magnoliopsida, Poales, Poaceae.
AUGGCGGCGGUUCGGUGCGCGGCGAGGAGGCUCGGCGGCUCUCUGCUCCAGCGAACGCAGGCGGCGGUCGCGGAGGAGGGACGCCUGCUCGUGCCAAGCAGGCUCAUGCGCUCCCGCCAGCUCUCCACCAAGGUCUCCGGCGAGCGAUCGCAGGUGGCGGAGCGACACCUCCUCGAGCCAGGCAGCCUCAUGCGCUCCCGCCAGCUCUCCGGCGAGCAUGCUCGCAACAUCCAGAAGAAAGAGGAUGACUGCUGGGCGGGGUUCAAUGAGACGCUAAAGAGGUUGGACGAGCUUCAAAAAAAGAAGAAACCAAGUGUCUUUCAGCAGCGCAUGAUAUCCAUCGACCGUGCGUUGAAGAGUUUGGUCUAUGGAUCUUUCAAGGUGACAGUUGUGUAUGUGGCUGCUGCUACUGCUUUCUCUGGCAGUGGGCUAGAAGCGUAG